CAGGAUACGAUAACGUUGGGUAGUCAGCUUUGUUUUUACUGGCCGUUUAUUUGGAGGUAUAACCCGGGUUUCAACGGGCAAAAACAAAGAUGUCAGACGAGGAUGAUGAGUCCAAAGCAGAAAAAUCAAAGGGUGCAUUCGCAGCCUUGGUGGCAGAGGGGGACUGGCUGUUAAUUCAAGGAGAGUACAAAAAAGCCAUCAACAGCUUCACGACGGCCUUGUCGUUACAGCCAGGCGACAAGAAAUGUCUCGUCCGCCGGUCCAAAUGUUACAUGAAGAUAGGGCAGUUUGAGAACGCUUUAAAAGACGCCGAAGCUUCGCUCCAAGGCGACAAGCCCUGUUUCGAGGGGUUGUACCAUAAGGCGGAGGCUUUAUACUACAUGGGAGAAUUUGAGUUCGCUCUGGUGUUUUACCACAGAGCUCGAAGGGUCCGUCCGCAGGUGCAGGGGGUCAGACUGGGCAUCCAGAAAGCACAGGAGGCCAUAGAAAACGCUGUCGGCUGCCCUUCCACUGUCAAACUAGAAGUAAAGGGAGACCUGUCAUUCCUUAAAGAAGAUGAGGAGCCAAUCGCUGUGAUUGAGAAUCUGUCCAAGGAGAAAAGACCUCAGACCCAGAAGAUCUCAAAGAGCGAUAAAAUAUCCAAACAGCUGUUGGGAGAGUUUUACAGCGACAAGAAAUUUCUGGACAAUCUGAUGAAAGAUGAAGACUUAGUAAAAGCUCAAACAAAGUGUGGAGACCAACUCCAGGACAUCAUUCAGAGCUGCCUUACAUCCCUUGACACGUGCACUGAGCUCUGGAUUCAAGAGAAACACAUUUCUCCACGAGGGAGGACCCGCCCGCAACACAAAUGCCGUGACCCUGAACCUGCUCAGUUCCUGCUGAAGAGCCUGGAUGACAUAGAUGCAGAUCUGACCUCUGGAAAUGCUGAAGGGAGUCUCAGGAAGGCUGAAGAAGUCAUGAGGAGAGUGCAGAGGUGGUCAGAGAGAGAGGUUCCUAAUAAAAAAGAGCUCUUAGGAAGCCUGCAUAGCUGCAUUGGGAACGCUCUGUUUGAUCUGGGACACAUGGACAAAGCACUGGAGCAUCAUCAGAAAGACCUGGAGAUAGCUAAACAGUGCAAACUUCGAGGAGCAAUGUCCAGGGCUCUGGACAACCUGGGCAGAACAUAUGUCAGUGUUGGAAAGUUUGCACAGGCCAUUGAGUGCUGGGAAAAAAAGCUUCCUUUGGUGGGCGGCGGUUUGGAGAAGGCUUGGCUGUUCCAUGAGAUCGGCUGUUGUUACCUGGAGCUGAAACGUCACGAAGAAGCCAGAGACUACGGCCUGCGCUCCGUUGCCGUGGCUGAUGAAAUAGCUGAUGAGAAGUGGCAGAUAAAUGCCAACGUUUUGGUUGCACAGUCACAAUUGAGGCUUGGGAACUUUGAAUCAUCUGUGACCCACUUUGAGAGGGCUCUGACCCAUGCUAGACUUCAAGAGGAUGACUCUUCCAUGAACGCCAUCCAGAAGGCCCUUGAUGAAGUGAAGAAAUAUCAACAACAGUGAAGCCACCUUCUGUCAAUAUCUUUGGUUCGGAGCACAAGAAAAGACCAGAGGAAGAACAACAGUGCUCAGGUCCUCCUCUUCUCCAACUUCACCAGGGGUAUUUAUCUCAGUGGAGCCUGAUAUAAGCAGGUUGUUUUGGUGUUUUCUCUAAGUCAUCAGAUGGUGUGGAGACUGUAGUCUGUAAUAUUGGAGUUGAGGGUGUCUCAACAUUGAGCACAGAAGUAAAUUGUGCAGAAGUGGUGUUCACUGAGGAAUAACAAUAUUUAUGGGAGGAAAUCUCUGGUGUUUAACUUACUCUGUAUUUUAUUUGGGGAACUCUAAAUAUUUUAUGUCCUAAGUGUUUCCAUAAAAAAGUCCAGUGUAAUAAAGCC
Messenger RNA from Menidia menidia (Atlantic silverside), 1906 nucleotides. The record is from the annotation of a GenBank genome assembly. NCBI's taxonomy places the organism in Eukaryota, Metazoa, Chordata, Actinopteri, Atheriniformes, Atherinopsidae.